Messenger RNA from Candidula unifasciata, 1959 nucleotides. The record is from the annotation of a GenBank genome assembly. Lineage: Eukaryota; Metazoa; Mollusca; Gastropoda; Stylommatophora; Geomitridae.
CUGAAGGAGACUAAAGAAGAGGACAUGAUGACAACCCUGACAGAGACUGCAGGAUUUACAAAAGUGGAUAGUGAGGAUCUGAGGACCAGAUCAGGUCGAUCGACACCAGAUGACUUUGUGAUGGUGCCGGAAGCCCUGUGUCUAGAGUCAGAUGGAGAAGAGAGUGUCUGUAUAAGGAAGGCCCCACUGGCAGAGGAAGAGAUGGCGUCAUUUAGUGUAUCAAUACAGAGGUCUCCUAAGCCGAACAGAAUCCAGUUCAACAAUGCUGUGACUUUCUCCAAGGGCAAGGAGAAUGACCCAGCUGGAGGAAGCCCUAGCCGACCUGUCACUCUCUCCAUGGCGACAGCACACUGUCAGUCAGAUCCUAUCUCUGUCCCAUGUGACCUGAAGAGUAAGGCAGGGGAAGUCACUCUGAGGGUCAAACAAAAAGUCAAGUCUCCGGAUGUUAAAAUGGAGAGUGAUAGCCAGGAGCUGGCAGUUGUCAAGCGAGGCUCAGAGACCAAGCUGUCAGGGGUUGACAUGGUUGACGCUGUGCUCAGACGCAGCUCCGAGACCAGGUUGUCAGGGGUUGACAUCGUGGAUGCAGGCUCGUUUUCACCUCCAGCAGUUCAGUUCUGUGUGGGCACACCACCAAGUGGACCGUCAUGGAGGAGGUCAAAUGUGGUGACCCCACCUCCGUACUCUUCAGUGUUGCCUGGUUCCCCACAUCGCAAGUCCUCUAUAACAUCCCCUCAUUUCUCACUCCUUCAGUUCUCCAACCCAUCCUCAUCAGUCCUGGGUUCGCACCCCUCCUCCCUGCCCACAAUCGUAGGUUCCCCCAACAGGUUCCCUGCCAUGUUCCGCCUCAGUUCCCCACACGACAACUCCCCAGAGCCAAUCCAUGCCCCCUUUGCUUCGGCUGGAGCUGCUUACUUGCCUGCAUAUCAUACCAGCAGUACUGUACCUGACAACAUGGUGGCUAUGGCCCACCAUAGAGAUGUUCUUGGUGAGAUUCAACCCAUGGACUACCACCGUGUCAGUACAGACUCCAGUCUUGUGUCCCACCAACUGCACAGUCAGCCAAGGCAAGGACUGAUGGGCUACAUGGGAAGGGAGAGAGUCUCAUCUGGGGACAGCGAUAAAGGAAGAUAUGGUUCUCUGGAGCGAGAUCGCUCUCCUUCGUUUCCAAGGAGAAACAGUGGGCUGGAUAUAUCGCCCCCUCACCACAUGCUGCUGGCACAGUCGCCGUCCACGGGGGCGCAGAAUAUGCCAACUCUUCGCUUUGUGCCGCAACCUCUGUUGGAGGAGACCCUGAUGGAUGACAACCAUAAUGAGACAUUAGGGAAACUGUCGUUUGUCCUUGACCUUGUGGAAUGUAUCCUUGACCUGGCCAGAACUCUGGGUAGUGCAUUUCGCAGCAUAGACCCGGUUGAAACCAAGAAGGCGAAGCACCUGUCGCCGGAGCACUACGGUCAGUACCGGACAUCCCAACGCAGCUUGGAGCAGCUGGUGCUGUAUGCCAGGGCCUGUUCCCUGCUCAACUCUGCCCUACACCUGGCCAGAGACGAGACCCGCAAUAACCGACUGCAGCAGUCCACGAAUUUGUGCAAUGUGCAAGGGCAUUCACCAGGACUUCACCACAGCUGCAAGACGCCACUGUCCCCCAAGCUGCUGAUGGCAACCGCAGACAAACUCAUCUACAACCAGGCAGUCCAUAUGUGUCAGACUGCAGCCCUUGAUGAGUGCUCCAACAAACACACACCGGAAGUCUUGUCUGAGGUGGUCAGGCGAUAUCAGGUGGCUCAGAUUCUCUUCCACAGCCUGGCUCAGACGGCACACAAUGAGAAUGACAAGUAUAUACUCAGCAAAUAUCUGAAAAGUGUGGAGCGGAGGCUGUCAGUGCUGACAACUGAAGGAACUCACUACAACAGACACCAGCAUCAGUUCAUAGACAACCAGCGAUACCAGUGUACAUCUUAG